Cucurbita pepo subsp. pepo (vegetable marrow) is the source of this 582-nucleotide messenger RNA. Lineage: Eukaryota; Viridiplantae; Streptophyta; Magnoliopsida; Cucurbitales; Cucurbitaceae. The record is from RefSeq and is a predicted model, not a curated record.
UUAGGCACCACAUUGAUUUUCACCGGAAUCUACAACAUCAUCACCGGCCUAAUAUACGGCGUUCCGAUGCCGGUCCAGCCGAUGAAAUCUAUUGCCGCCGCUGCCCUGGCCGAUCCCGAAUUCGGCGUGGCAGAGAUCAUGGCGGCCGGAAUCUUGACCGGCGGGAUUCUGUUUUUUCUGGGUGCGACAGGGCUGAUGCAAUUGGUUUAUAAAUUCAUUCCGUUGCCGGUUGUGAGAGGAAUUCAAUUGGCUCAAGGCUUGUCUUUUGCUCUCACGGCUGUUAAAUAUGUCCGUUAUGAUCAAAAUAUGGCGAAAUCCAAAUCUCUUGACGGUCGUGGGUGGCUUGGAUUUGACGGAUUGAUUCCGGCCAUUGUUUGUGCUUGUUUUGUAAUCAUCGUCAACGGCGCCGGAGAAGAAGAGCACCGUGAAGAACCACCGGCGGAGGGAAGUAAACGAGAGAAGGUGAGGAGGAUCGUAACAAAACUUCCAUCGGCGUUUAUAAUUUUCUUGAUCGGCGCCGCUUCUCUGUUCAUUCGAACGCCGGAAGUGGUGAACGGCGUUAGAUUUGGGCCGUCGCCGAUG